UCAGGAGCACGGCAGCACAUCAGGAUCAGACCUCGACGAACCGCUCUCCAAGUGUCGUCGUUUGUCCGCCUCAUCGUCAGAAUCUCUGCACUCCACCUGGUCAUCUCUCCGCCCUCAGAGCUCCACGGCGCUCUCCCGCAACGUUUCGGACUCGAGUGCGUCAUCCCGCGAAGCUUCCCCCAUCCGCAGUAUAAGUGCCAUAUCUGAAUUCGAGUCUCUGUUUUCACCGAAUCCAGAGAAGCCCUGUCCAAGCCUUCAAGCCGAGAAUCCUGCAUCUGAUAUAUCAUCCCUGUGUGAGCGCGUUGCUGUAGACGAGGUUGACCGUAGCAGGCCGCUACACUCGCUUGCCAGAUCCUGCAGGAAGCGAUCGUCUGAUUCUAGUCGUUCGAGGCGGUCCCCCAGUCGAGAAGAUGGUCGGAGAUCUGUACGUCGUCGCGCCGAGUCCAUAGCCUCACGACGAAAGCCCCGGCGCAAGAAGCGGCGCCUUGCCAAUGAGUUCAGGAGUGAUGAAGACAGGCUCAGGAGCACCAGAUGUGCACAAUGGCAGGAUGGCGAACUGAACAUCUCUGAGACUGGGUCCUACAUCGAGCAAGUGCACCUUCGCAGACUCAGACGCCGACGUUGUCUAUUGGAUGAUUACGUCUGCAUGAGUGACGGCGAUGAACCGUGUCACGCGUCCAACUCUCCUGUAGCUCGGCUCUCGACACUGAAGGGACGGUUGACCAAGAAUGCCUUACCAGAAACUCAGCGAAAUCCGGUCGUCUUAACACAAUUGCAGGAAUCCGAUCCGAAAGUUACGGCGUCGCCAAACUUACAGGGAAAUUUAAUUCCUGAUAGUGAAGCGGGUCAAGGAAUUGUUGUCGCUGAUCAAGUUGCUGAUAUCGUUGAAAUGACAAUCGCACCGAGCAAGUCUGAAGCGAGGGAAGCAAGUAAAAUAAACGGCAACGUAAUGGAAAACCAAGAGGGGAAAAAAGAGGAGACCCAUCUCCAUCAGGGUUCACCAAAUCGAGCAAUUUACGAGUUCAAGCAUCAAGACACCGAUGUCGAAGAUUCGCCAAAAUUAGAGCGCAAAGGUGUUUGUAACCUGUCGAAGAAUAAUUUCAACACCAUCGUGGAAGAUGUUUCACCCGGCGCUGCAUCAAAAUCAGUUAUGCGAGAGACUUCGAACUACAAUUUGAACUUGUCGUCGUUGGGUCGAGUUGGUCGCAGGAGCUGGCAGCAACAACGCGAGGAGCCUGAUGAGGAAUACGAUAGCGAUGGGCUUCAGAAGAUCAUUGAUUCGUCCAUAAUGGAACCUGACUGGCUGAAAGUCGAGUCUGAUGGCCUCGAGGAUCCAAGUUGCGAAGAAGGGAGUGAUGAACCACCGGCUUUGGAGACGAUGGACACUGGUAGCGAAGAGGGACCUCAGCAAUCACGAACUUCUUUGGCGGCUCCCUCAAAGCUGGACAGUUCUAUCCAUCAGCUGGUCAACGCCGCUGAGAAUUUAGUGAAAGCCACGCCUCUGCCUUCGCCCAUUGUGUCUCCCAGGACGCCAAUCUCGUUGAACCUUGGUGGAUCUCGCUGCCGCGUGCCACCAAGCAAUCUUGGUCCGCUAUCUUUUGAAGUUACUUCGCCCAGGUCAGUUAAGCAUGAACGCGUGCAAAGUUGGCUGGCCACUCAACCCUGCGCCCCGGCGCUCCUGGACUCGUGUGAUGCCUCAGGAGAAAUGACGACGGGCGAGAGUGAAGGAGACUCAUCGUGUGAAUCCGGUGACUUUACGCUCACCUCUCACAUGGCAAAGGAUUUGCCCCAGUCGGUCGUCACCACUCCUGUCGUUGAACGUCCUGCCAAUCUCACUCUUGGUUCGGAACCUACCAAGGCUGUAUUGCGCAAUCGUCGUCGACGUGCGGGCGAACGAAGAAGGCCAUGGAGCGUCCUUGAUAAUGGAUCUCGACAGACGGCACUGACCUCAACGCCUUCACCUCAAAAGCACAGCGGCGGGACAGUGGAAAAAACUCGGAAGCUGCUCACGGCUACACAGCGAAGUUCGUUCACCUCCUCAGACCCAACACUCGCGUCUUCCUCUGGCGAGACUAUCUCGAGACCGGUAGAGCAGACCGCGUCUGGUUUGGUGUUGAAUGCAGUGCCUGAAGGGAGUGUGCCCUCAGCGUCCAUCGAACAGCGUGGUUGCGCGUCGGAUUCCGCCCUGGAUGCCUC
Molecule: messenger RNA, 2196 nt
Organism: Hyalella azteca
Lineage: Eukaryota; Metazoa; Arthropoda; Malacostraca; Amphipoda; Hyalellidae
Source: RefSeq, a predicted model, not a curated record